AAUUUGUGCACCGACUUCUGCACUUUGGGGAAGGGGCUGGGCAGGAGUCCUUUGUAAAAAUUCUACUGCCGUGAAGUUACUUGCCCAAGUCACACGCCAGGGAGUGGCAGUGCCGGACCCAAACACAGGCGGUCGGGCCCCAGAGUCCCCGAGUUUACCCACCACCCUCCACUGCAUGACCUUAGAGGAUGUUCAUGGGUCAGCAGGGCAGGGGUGGGGUGGGUGCUCCUUUCCCUAAAGCAGAAUGGAGGCACCUGCCUACUUUCUUGGGAGGGCUGUAGGCACUUGCCUCCAAGACCAAGCCCCCUGUGACCUACAGGAAAGGACGCCUCCCAGCGCUCAUAUUUUGGAUAAUCAAGGCUCUUACCGAUCUGCCACCUUGGGCUGCAGCGAGAAAUAUUGUCCCCAUCACACGGUCCUGGUAUUUUAUACAUUCUUCACUCAGGAUCGCAGGCUCUCAGCAAGUUCGUGAAGCUCCAGGCCCUGAAAUUAAGCCUGUGUCUAAGCGGAAGAUUCCUGUACACUCAAUCCCGUGGGAGGGGGUGCCUUGCCCUGAUACGGGGGACACUGGGGUUUUAAACAUGUUUUACUGAGACCCUCCGACGUGCUGGGACGCUGGGUUUGAAGGAACGGUUCCUGACCCCAGGAAGCUUGGUCAGCAAGGACCUGGGGAGCAAUUAAAUGCAAACUUAUAAAGCUCUGUCAGCUCACAGCCCACUUUAAAUAAAAGCUGUAUUGCCCUCGCCCUAUAGCCUCUAUCCAUUUCCUCCCCGGAGGGGACAAGGACUGACUUCUAAGAGCACCUCCCGUGUGGCGGGGCGCUCUGUGAACGGAGGCACCUCGCUGCCAAGCCUUCGAGGUAGACGCUGUCGCUCUGCUCACGGAUGGCCAAACCCGGCCUGGCAAGUGGAAGUGGCUCACCUCCCAGCUGCGGCUGCAGGGCUGGCCCGGCCCCGCUCUGCCCACUGCCGCGCCCUGCCUUCCUGAGGAUUCUGGGGUGAGGAGAGGGCAGCCAGGACGGUGGACAUGUGCCCAAGAUGUCCUCUUCCUCAUGCCUCUCUCCCACGCAGCGGUCGCUCAAAAAUGCAGCCCCCGAUGCACACUCCCAUUCCCCCACGGGCACGCGUACCGACCUGGGGCUUCUGCCAAAUCUCCUGUGUAAAGGGAGGGGGUUGAGCACGGGCUGCCGGCAGUUACGUCCCUUUCCCAUUGAUGGAGAUAAAUGUUACUGGAAUACCAGUGUGACAAGUCAGCCUCCGCUGUCCCCGCCUCCCCAGACCCCACCCCUAAACACACACACACACACACACACACACGCGCGCAUGCACGCACGCACACACACGCGCACACACACUCCGGAGCUGAUAGCUGUUUCCUCCCUCAGCCCCACUCCCCUGCCUCUGCCUGCCGGUGACUCGGUGACUCGUCUGGCUGCCACUAGAAGCUGUCUCUGGGGCUGGAAUCCUGUGCUCCUUCUGUGCCCAGGGUCACCGGUUAAUUGUUCUGCAAACUGUAAAGCUUGAGAAGCGUAAGCAUUCUUGGGGAGCACGGGCCUAACUGCUCCCCCCGCCCCGACCUGUCUGCGAUCCUGGGGCUCAUCUGCUUGGAAGAGUCUAGUCUGAUCUCUUGGGGCCUCGCCUUCCAGAGGCCCAUGCUACCUGGAGAAGACUGUGGGUUUUCUCAUCCCGGCCAACAGUGUUACCCCUGGAAAUAGCCGGCCAUGUCUGCCAACGUCACGCUGAAGCCGCUCUGCCCCAUCCUGGAGCAGAUGAGCCGCAUCCAAAGCCACAGCAACUCCAGCAUCCGCUACAUGGACCACGUGUCAGUGCUGCUGCACGGGCUGGCCUCGCUGCUGGGCCUGGCGGAGAACGGACUCAUCCUCUUCGUGGUGGGCUGCCGCAUGCGCCAGACCGUGGUCACCACCUGGGUGCUGCACCUGGCGCUGUCCGACCUGCUGGCCACCGCCUCCCUGCCCUUCUUCACUUACUUCCUGGCCGUGGGCCACUCGUGGGAGCUGGGCACCACCUUCUGCAAGCUGCACUCCUCCGUCUUCUUCCUCAACAUGUUCGCCAGCGGCUUCCUGCUCAGCGCCAUCAGCCUGGACCGCUGCCUGCAGGUGGUGCGGCCCGUGUGGGCGCAGAACCACCGCACGGUGGCCGCGGCCCACAGGGUCUGCCUGGUGCUCUGGGCCCUGGCCGUCCUCAACACGGUGCCCUACUUCGUGUUCCGGGACACCAUCCCGCGGCUGGACGGCCGCAUCAUGUGCUACUACAACGUGCUGCUCCUGAACCCGGGGCCCGACCGCGACGCCACGUGCAACUCGCGCCAGGCGGCCCUGGCCGUCAGCAAGUUCCUGCUGGCCUUCGUCGUGCCGCUGGCCAUCAUCGCCUCCAGCCACGCGGUCGUGAGCGUGCAGCUGCGCCACCGCGGCCGCCGGCGGCCCAGCCGCUUCGUGCGCCUGGUGGCGGCCGUGGUGGCGGCCUUCGCGCUCUGCUGGGGGCCCUACCACGUGUUCAGCCUGCUGGAGGCGCGCGCGCACGCCGACGCGACGCUGCGGCCGCUCGUGUGGCGCGGCCUGCCCUUCGUCACCAGCCUGGCCUUCAUCAACAGCGUGGUCAACCCGCUGCUCUACGUGCUCACGUGCCCCGACGUGCUGCGCAAGCUGCGGCGCUCGCUGCGGAGCGUGCUGGAGAGCGUGCUGCUGGACGACAGCGAGCUGGGCGGCUUGGGGAGCAGCCGCCGCCGCCGCGCCUCCGGCCCCCGCCCCGCCCCCCGCCCCGCCCCCGGCCGCCCGGCCGCCGGGCCCCCGCGCCUGCUCGCCUGGCUGUGCGGCGGCCGCCUGGCGUCCGGGCAGAGGGCCCGGGCCCGGUCCCAGGACGAGAGCGGCCCCCUGAACCGGGCGCUGAGCACCACCUCGGGGUAAGAGGGCGGCCGGGGCUCGCCGGCCCGGGAGGCAAAGGAGGGCGGCGAUGCCGAGCGAGAGCGUCCCGAGGGCGACGUCAGGCAGCGACCCAGGGAUCUGCAUUUUGCAGCGCCCGGCCUCUUGGGCCUCCUCGGGCUUUCUCAGAAUCCUAGGCAGGCGGCAGGCGGGGCGGGAUGCCCAGAUUCUGCAUUUCUGGCAAGCUCCCUGGAGACGAAGUCGGCGCAGGGACAACACACAGUGAAAACCACAAGAUUUCUCCGACUGGGCAGCGGACUCCCGAGGCACGCAGGACACACUCCCCCUGAAGCUCAACUUUGUCAGAUGGUGGGAGGGGGAGGGAGGGGAGUGUUUUCACAUGAAACCAGUGAUGGGUUUUGGGGUAGAAGACAGAGGGGAAGGGUUUGGGAAGCACUGAACUGGUCUAACCUCUUCAUUUAGUCCCUCAGCCACCGUGUACUGAGCUAGACGCUUUAUCUCACAAUCUGGACGGUAGGUUCCAUGAUCAGACUGAGGCACGUGGAGGUUCAUCCACGUGCCCCAAGUGCAGGGUCUGCACGCUGACCAUGAACCAUCACACGUUCCACUGCCCCAGGUAGAAAAGCAAGGCCUUUUCUAUAAGGCUUUUCUUAUCAAGUAGCAAAAGCGAGGGCUGUCGUGGUCAACCAGGGCUAAUCCAAACGCAACGGGGAUCUUUGCUGAAGGUCUUCUCAUUGUUUAGUAUUUCAACGUGUACGGCAGCCUCGGAGACCCCAGCACGGGACAUUUCCUUGCGAAUCUGACACCUGUAUAGGCCUGGUAUUCCAUGGGAUGCCCUGUGGGCAAUGCUGGUAAUCCCCAAAUCUUUGCAACCCACCUCCCGACUAGCAGCCACUGGGCAGCUGUGCCUUCCAAUGUGCAGAUAUAAGGGGUAGCUCGUCCCUCCCUUGUAGCAUAUCCACUGUGCCGCAUGCUUCCUCUGCCACCAUGGACUGGAGGACAAAGAUCGCUGUGCUUAGGUCUGUCCCGAGGCCAGGCACAGAGUUGCUGCCAGUAACUGGUGGGUGAAACGUCUGUGGGAGAGCAGAGAAACCCUCUUGGGCUCUCGGUCCAGUGCUGCCUGUGCCGCUCCUGGCUGGGGUCCUGGAGACUGGGCUGGCCAGCUUACCGUUUGCCACGGUGCUGGGCCUUGCCCACAGUAAGUGCUCAGCAAACGGAUAGUAGAUGCACAGCUGGCUGAACAGACACCCCUCUUAACACCUCGCCAUGCGCCCUGCCAGCCUCCCCUCACUUGUCGCCGCCUGAUGCACAAUGCCGUUUUCUUGUUUAUUAGAUUUUCUCCGUCAGAAUGAAAGCUCCUUGUGGGCAGGGGCCUUUAUAUUCCCCAAUACCUAGAAUUGAGCCUGUAUACAGCAGUGUUUCAAUAAAUAUCUUUGAUGCAGA
Felis catus (domestic cat) is the source of this 4342-nucleotide messenger RNA. It is a transcript of the gene PTGDR2, whose product is annotated as prostaglandin D2 receptor 2. Gene Ontology annotation, molecular function: G protein-coupled receptor activity; complement receptor activity. The record is from RefSeq and is a predicted model, not a curated record. Gene Ontology annotation, cellular component: plasma membrane. Lineage: Eukaryota; Metazoa; Chordata; Mammalia; Carnivora; Felidae. The transcript has 3 exons. Gene Ontology annotation, biological process: positive regulation of cytosolic calcium ion concentration; phospholipase C-activating G protein-coupled receptor signaling pathway; inflammatory response. Bases 1721 to 2923 code for a protein of 400 amino acids.